Trichoplusia ni (cabbage looper) is the source of this 3879-nucleotide messenger RNA. RefSeq lists its product as uncharacterized. The record is from RefSeq and is a predicted model, not a curated record. The transcript has 7 exons. Gene Ontology annotation, cellular component: Golgi apparatus. The coding region runs from base 39 to 1862 and encodes 607 amino acids. NCBI's taxonomy places the organism in Eukaryota, Metazoa, Arthropoda, Insecta, Lepidoptera, Noctuidae. Gene Ontology annotation, molecular function: protein binding.
ACAUAACUAGUGAAGUGCAAGUGUCGAUAAUUCCCGCAAUGCUCGAAAAUCAGGAUGACAUUGUCGAAGCGACCGAUGCAGAUGAGAUGUGGAGCUCUGUGGAGAGCGGCGGCAGCAGCGGGCGCGCAGUGCCGUGCGCGCGCGGCAAGCACUCGGCGACGCUGCUGGGCGGACACGUGUACGUGCUCGGUGGCCGCGGCGCCGGCGGCUCCGUGCCGCUCCGCGACUUCUGGAGGUACAGCCUUGCUACUGGUAAAUGGGAGAAGCUGGAGUGUCGCGGCGAGCCCCCGCCCGCCCUGCAGGAGCACAGCGCCACGGCGCACGAGAACAAGAUCUAUGUGUUCGGGGGCGAGGCGGGCGCGCUGUCCAACGAGACCCCGCUCUGGAUAUAUGACACAGAGACUCAGAUAUGGCGCAAGUUGCCGGGCACGUCCAACUACUCGUCGACGCUCAGACGGCGGGGCUCCCGCGAGCCGCGCGCCGCCGGCCUGGGCCCGCGCGGCCGCCGCGGACACUCGGCGCACGCGCUCAAGGACUGCCUACUCAUAUACGGCGGGUAUAAGGACUUGAGGGGAUCCACCAACGAACUAUGGGCAUUUCAUUACGAGUCCCAGUCGUGGCACCAGGUGCGCACAGCAAGCGCGGGCCCGGCGCGGCACCGACACGCGGCCGCGCUCUACGACAACCGGCUGUACGUGCACGGCGGCCAGUGCGACCUGCGCGACUGCAGCGACCUCUGGUACUACGACACCAUGUCCCGCGUGUGGAGCGCGGUCCGGGGCGCGGGCAAGGCAGCGCCGGGCGCGCGCUGGGGCCACGCGGGCCUUCGCGCGGGGGCGCAUCUCUAUAUCUUCGGUGGAGAGACACACGGUCACUCUACCAACGAGCUCUGGAGAUUCCAUUUCGCAACGGAAACCUGGGAGCGAAUAGCCCAAAGUCUCAAGUGGCCAUCUCCCCGCGUGGACUGCUGCGCGCUGCUGAUCCCCUCAGCGCCGCCGCGCGUCCGCUCGGCCCCCGCCGGCCGCAUCGCCGCCAACCGGCACUCACUGAACUGCCGGCCCGAUCCGCCCGCCAGCCUACUGAAAGAGAUCUCCAAACUCUCUUCCUUCCACAUUCGGAGAGCAGCGCGCUGCUCCUACAGCGUUCUGGACGGAGACAGAGACUCUACCGAGAGUCUCGUCCGCCAAGAAGCUGCUGCACUCUCAAAGUCCCACUCUGCAUACGUUAUCGACAAGAGACAACCUGCCGACGGUGACGAGAGCCCUCGUGAAGGAGACGUUCCCGAAUACAGAUCAGAAAUGUCUCGGGAACCCAUUUCCGUACCUGAUUUCGCAGACAUGAUCCUCCCUACACCUGUGCUAUCACCAAUAGAAGCUACAAAACUCGUGUAUCUUGACUCCGAGGAAGAGGAAGACAUGAAGCGAGAAAUUAAUAGUAUGAAAAAGAAAGAUGGUAUCUCAUCAGUGAAGAUGGAGGGCAAAGUUACUGUCGUCACUAUUCCCAAGUCAGCCUCCGUCAGGUUUACAAAAGACACGAUCAUAACUGACGAGGAGGACACGGAACUAUCAACGUCGGACUACGCGAGCGCCGAGCGAGUCAACAGACUGUCGGGGAAUUCCCUCGGCUUCAGCAACCCGCACUACUUGGGUCCUGACGUGAGGAACCUGGGCGCGGCGCUGACGCCGGACUCGGGCGUGGGCCCCGGGGACAUCGAGCUGCAGGACCUGAGCGAGCGGCGCCCGCGCAGCGUGUUGCGCGCCGCCGACAGCCAGCUGCACCUGCUGCUGGUGGGCGGCAAGGAGCCGCCGCAUCUGGCGCUGCUGCAGAGCCCGCUGUCCAUGUGGACCUACCGUCUCCUCUAACUGUUGUACUGUACGGUUGUACUCGAUAGUUUAGAUCUUCGUCCAGUAGCGGAACCAUGCUCCUCGGGGCUGGGGGUAGCUGUCGUUUCGACUUUUUCAAUUAGAUUUAUUUUUGUGGCUCUAAUGUUUAAGGAAGGUGAUCUUUGUAUAAAUGAAUAAUAUUGAGAAUCAUGUGAACGUGCUUUUCGAAUCGUUGACGUCCAAAUUAUUGAUGUAAAGAAGAUACUUAUGAAACUUAGUUUAGUAAGGGCUCGCAUUUGUAAUUAGAACAAGACGAACGGCGAAAUCCGUUUUUUAGAAAUUUUAGUGAUUAUAAAAAAUCGUAUUACCUAUUUUAACAGUAGGAAGGUAUCUAAAGCUAUGUUCGAACUUCAAAAUUCUUACUUUCAAGACUAUAAACAAUUGUUUUUCAUUUCCGGUGUUUAUAUGUAAUUACUUUUCCAAUCAAUACAUUCCAAUCAUCACGUAUUGAGACCAAUUCCAGAAUAUUCCAUUUUUCAUUUCUACAAAGAAGCCAGGUACCUACCCGCGACCCGCCUACUUUGUUAGAAACACAAGGACUGAACCAGUAGUAUCUACUGUACUACUAGGUUGACCUUUAAUUCUUAUUCCAUAGUAUUUAUAAUCCUCCAUUAAUAUUUAAGUUUCCCAUUACUUCAAGUGUUGCCAAGUUGUUAUUUUGUUGUAUUAAGUUUUCUAUUGUUAGCUGUUGUUUUAUAUUGCGUUGUUUGGUAAUGGUUUUAGAAGUAUAUUUUUACAAGACAUUAAUCUAUAAGUUUCAUCUGCAUUAAACCGACAUACGUUUUAAGUAGUCGAAAAGGUUUUUGCAAAAAAAAAUGGAUAUCUACUUGUUUUCAUGUUAUGUAGCCUUGUUCUAAUUAGGGCAAUGUUUUAAUACCGUAGUCGAAAAGUAGUUAUUUUAUAAGGUUUUAAACGCCCUUCCAAAUUAUACAAAUUUGUCUCGAUGUAGCAGUAGGUAACUAAAUAAAAUUUAUUAGUGUAGCUGCCUAAACUUGCGGGCGGCAAUAAAUAUAAGUAAUUCUUAUGAGAAUAUGCAACUUUUGGUAUCUGUAUUGUUAGCAUUUUCUGUGAUCAAGUAUUUUCAAUAUUAUUCGAUAAUUAUAAUUUGAUACAGAUAACGAAUGAAUUUUAAUGAGAUUAUUUUAAUAUUAAGUAGGUACCUAACGGAUAUUUCAACCGUGAUUUCUUAUUUUGUAUUUAAAUUUAGUAAAUUGCUAUUGUUUUAUGAAACAAAUAUUGCUCAUAACUAAGGCGUGUGCUUGAGACCACAACCGACGUCCGAUCGUCAGUUGUUGGCCUGUCGAUGCCAUUACAAUGAAAUCAACUUGUCUGCUGACUCAAGUUAACAUUUCUAUUAUUUAUAUUAACUUCAUUUUCUUUACUUAGUAAUUUCCAAGAGAGUGCAAGUAGGCCUGUUGAUCUCAUGGUGUUAAUAAGUCGUACAAACAGUAGGUCCUGCUAUGUCGCGUCGAUAGGGCGUGAGCAAGUCGAGCGCAGCAUUUGCUAAGACUGAGUAACGUGUAGCUGUGACAUUAUGUACUCAUGUUUUUACCAAUAAUACUUGACUGCCCGAUCAAUACAUAUUCGAUCUGCGUAGUUCUAAGGAUAUCUUCUGUGCAAUAUUAGUAUCUUACUGCCUACUUUGAAGUACUUCGUGCUAUGGUUAUUAGCCGACAUUUAUAUAUUUUGUUGACUUACUUACGUAUUAUUUAAAUGUUUUUAUUGUUACUGUAUUAUUUGUACUAUGCUUGUAUUUGGUCGGGCCUCGAUUCGCUGGGUGCGAGUAAACUUGAAACUACUUUAGGCUAAUAUCUAGGUACUCUUUAUACUAGCCAACUAUGUGUUCAUGACAUCGUAGUAAUGUUGAUGUAGUGCGCCCGGCGGAUCAAGUGUUGUAAUUCCAAGCCACUUUUAUAUUGAUCUUGGGACUGUUGUCAUGGCCGUUUCGAUACAAUCCAACAAUAUUCGAGAUGUUAUUAAACGUAGUUAUGUCCAA